ACGCGAUACGAUUGGAUGCUUGUCGGUAAAAGGACUGCGCGAAAACCCGGUGCCGGUACCACGCGUUUUUUCUCGAGAAUUAUUCACAGUUCCUUAAAGUUUCCAACCUCACCCCCAAAGCACACGGAUACAAUAUUGCGAUUUUAACAGAGUCAUUCAGAAAGGAAACUUCUAGAGCUGUCAAAAAUAAAUUGUUAAAAUAAUUUUAAAUCUGAUGUUAAGAAAGGGUUGGAAAAUUCAAGUCUGCUAAAAAUCAGCCUCUGCGAAAAAAAGUCGCUCGGUGCGACCGAGCUGGUUGCAUCGAACACGAAACUUAACUGCUUCUUCUCUUCCUCGCAAGUUCUCCCUAUUAAGCACGUGGAUUGUCAAACACGUGUUCGAUCAAAGUUCCCGCGGUAAUUUGUAAUACAUUUGUUCAAUUUCCAUUGUAUUUAAGUGAGUUUAGAAUAAACAAGUGAGAAAGUGUUUCUAAAAAUAAAAAGGUGGCUUAAAUGAUCCGAUCAUUGAUAGUAAAUGAUCGAAAUAAGUGUCCCUCUUUUGUGAGAAAACCCCUUGCGUUCGCCAUGUUCUCCUGAGAGGUGGUUUCGAAUUAGUGUACACAGGUGGCAAAAUCGGUAUCAAGAAUUGUUGAACGUUGAAACAAAGGAUAGCAAGGGCUGGGAUAAUGUAACUGUGCGAAUUGAAGUUCGUCAAGGCUAAGCUGACGAAGAUGUCGAGAGAAUCGAGGGUGGUUUUGGUACCAAUGUUAGUUUUUUUGGCCCUGGGAUUCCUAGUGGUCGAAUGUAGGCAUCAUCAGGACAGUUCUGAGGUGGUGCAUCGUCACAGGCACAGGCACGAACCAUCAUCGCGAUGGCAUCACAAGUACCCACCAAGAAGAUUCUCCUCGUCCUCCUCCUGGAACGAGAAUGAGAAUGAAGACUACGAGGAUGUAGAAGAUGAGUCCGAGGAAGAAUAUGGUCUGGACACUUACGAUAGAAGCUUCUCGUCCAAGAAGGCCCACCGGGGCAGGCUCGAUUCCCGGCCUUCUAGGCCCUAUUACCGUAGUACCCACCAUGGUAUCAAGUACGCCGAGAGGCACAGGAAUUCCCGCUAUGGUGGUACCAGGGAAAAGAAUCACAAAAUUCGUCCUAGCAGAGACAGGACGUAUCACAAGGGACACUCCUUGGAUUAUGAUGAUGAGGAGGAAGUAGACUACUAUAACGACUAUGACAAAUAUAAUCGUUAUGAAGAUGAUAAGGAUUAUCUGAAUGAGAGUGAAGAGUAUUACAACAGGAAAAAUGUUCGCAAGCACAGGCUUGAUGAUUAUGAGAGUCAAGAUUCCAAGGAUCAGAGAGCUCAUCAGGAUUCGAGGCGGGACUGGAAGUCGAAAAACUCGAUUCGUAAGGACGAGAGAAGAGAUCGUAGGCGAAAAUUCGGCACCAGUUAUCGAGGUGUCUCAAAGAACAGGUUCCACGAUGACUCUGAUGAGGAUGACGUCGAUGAGGAAUUAACAGGAAAUGGUAGAAGAAAGUUCUUUAAAGAAAACGGCACUGGUUUGUUCGAUUACGAUGAUGAUCUAGAUGAUUUCUUUGAUGAAGAAGAGAAUGAUGACAAUGAAGAAACAAGAUCUUCGAAGGACUAUGAAAAGGAAGAGAAAUCAGGAAAUGAUAACAGCGAUGAGCUGGAUAAUGAUUUUUACAAAAACGACGUCAAGCCUCCUCUGAAAACUUAUGAUGAUAUUAUCAGAAGAUUGACGUCUGAGGAUCCAACAACCCCGAAGCCGACGGUUCGACGAGACUAUAGAAAUAUAGAGAUUGGAAAGUACCUUAAGCGUGACGCCUAUGGUAACUUGAAAUAUGAAUCAAAAAACCUUUCAAGAUCUGACCUUGACCCUGUAACCAUGACACCCUUUGCUGCUACCACUGCAAAAUCUUUACUUGAUAAUAUGGAAUCAAAUCCUCAGAAAGUAUCCAUUGCGGUAGAAUUUUCCGAUAAUAAAAACAACGUUGAAAAUAAAAAGAAAGUUAUUCCGGAAGUUGUGGGUGCUCAGGUGAAAACAAAAAGUUUGGAACAGGACUACGAGUACGCUGAUAACGAACAGGAGGAUGAUCCCAACGCGCAAGCAGAGAGCAAUAAUGCGGACUAUGGAGAAGACGAUAAUGAAGAAGAGGAAAGUAUCAUGUCUCCGACAACUACAACAACUUCUACAACCACACCAACUACCACCACCACAACAACAACAACAACAACAACACCAAAACCAUUUUUCGAUGCGCGGUUUCACCACAAAGAUCUUACAACAUACGGAGGAUCCACAGGAGUUCAAUAUAACGGAUAUCAAUCGAAAAAUGACUAUCCACCAAUGUCAGCUUACAGUAUGCAGAAAUGGCAGUACCUCGGCACUCGUGAGAGUGUCAAGGAGACAAGGGAUAAAUACCCAGAGUUCAGGAAUAAUGCAAAAUCGGCCGAAGCCAAAGAGGCAAUGCAGCAUGCCCGUAAGGUCUCGCGGGAGGGUAGCUGUCGAUGGCCUCGGGCCAGAGUUGUACCAGUUCGAGACGUCUACCCCAGUACAACAACCACGUACGUUCCACAUUGUGCAAUUCUGCACAGGUGCUCUGACGACACCGGAUGUUGUAGAUUGGAAUCCUACACGUGCGCACCAAAACAGUCUCAUCGAGUCGAGCUGUACUUUUAUACUACCAAUGUCGAGGGCGGCAGCGUCGUAGAAAAGCUGACUUUCUACAAUCACACAGAGUGUGAGUGUCGCGAGAGAAAUGAAUUUGAUACAAAAAAUGAAAAAUUGGCGGAAACAAGGGUCGCAAGGCAACAUACCCCGGUGUUUCCUCCUCAAACUCUUCGGAAGCCGCCAGUAAGGAAACCAUGCCGGUGUCCUUCUGAAUUCACACCGAAAAUUACUCCAGGCGGAGAGUGUCAAUGCAAAUGCUCUAAUAACGAUCAAAACUGCAUUAAAACUAGGCGUGGAAAAGUUUAUUUCUCAAUAGCAGACCGAUUGUGUAUUCAAAACGGAGACUGCAGCGCGCCAUUGUGCGAAUUCGGAGAUUACAUGAGACGUCAAGGAAAAUGUCCAAAAAAACAAGAUCAGGUUGAUCUGUUUUCAAAUUACCAAACGAAUCUACAUCACGGAUUCAGAAGUUAGAGAAAAAAGGAUUCAGCAUUGUCUGCAAGGAAAAAGAAGAAGAUGAUGAUCGUUAAGGUCACAUCGAUGGUGCCAUUUUUUCAUGUGCCUUUUGUCUGCAGAGACUGUAUAUUAAAUAUUAUCUGUAAUCGAGACCUCAAGAUAUUUUUUUUUUUUCAAUGUUUGAGCACGAAUUGAUAAUUCGAUUGCAGUAAUAUAUCACAAUGACAGCGGCCUGAAUAUCAUUACUAUAAUUAUUAAUAUCGAAAUUGUUUUACUUUCCCGCUAUGCAUAUCAAUCGCUAAUAAAAUUGAUAAAAUUUGUGUCUAAAUAUUUCGUAGAAACAAGACUUAAUUCAUGGUAAGAAAUUUUCUUAUCUGACUUAUAUAAGCAUAUGAAGGGACUUAGAAUAAUUUAGAAAUUGAGAAAUUUUGCCAACUUUUAUUAAUAAUAAUCUUUUUCGCCAGUGGGGAGAUAAGAUCCACAUAUAUGAAGCAUGGUGCGGUCUGUGAGACCGCACGUCCAUACUUAAAGGUUAAAUUCAGAAAUGUAUACUUGUAUUCAGAUAAUAUUUUCCUUAAUUUAAGUUCAUGGCUGAAUUUAAGGUUAAAUAUUAUUAACUUUUUCAAAUCUGAACAAAAUUUAAAUGUUAAAGAUUAAAGGAAAGUACUUCAGAAAGUAAAAGUUAAGACUUUAUAACUAAUGCUUUUGUCAAAAACUACUCUGGAAAAUUACGCUUCAACAUUAUAUCAAACAUAUUCAUUUACAGAUAGUUUUAUGUAUUAACUGGAAAACUUUCUACUUUUCCAAAUAUUGCAUUGGUGCUAUUGUAAUAAUUAUUAUUAUUAUGAUAUUAAAUACAUAUAUUAUAAAAAAUAAAAUCCUACAAAGAAUAUAACUAAAAUUCCAACAUUCUCAUAAGUAUGAUUUUUAAUUGUAUA
This is a messenger RNA of Belonocnema kinseyi, 4056 nucleotides long. Its product is annotated as protein PFC0760c-like. Gene Ontology annotation, biological process: hemocyte migration. Bases 710 to 3136 code for a protein of 808 amino acids. The transcript has 6 exons. Gene Ontology annotation, molecular function: growth factor activity. Gene Ontology annotation, cellular component: membrane. The record is from RefSeq and is a predicted model, not a curated record. NCBI's taxonomy places the organism in Eukaryota, Metazoa, Arthropoda, Insecta, Hymenoptera, Cynipidae.